Molecule: messenger RNA, 2198 nt
Organism: Cherax quadricarinatus
Lineage: Eukaryota; Metazoa; Arthropoda; Malacostraca; Decapoda; Parastacidae
Source: RefSeq, a predicted model, not a curated record
GGUUGCUCCAGGGUGAGUGUCUGGGACUGUCAACAAGAUCCUACCAGUGAGGCUCCAACAAUAUUAAGUCAAAAAACAACGCGCAUAAAUCAAAAUCUGAAUAGAAUAAUCAAUAAAUGUGGAAUUUAGUUAAUAUAGUGGUCUCCAUUUUCCGAGUGUUAAUCAUGUAUGCACCCAUCCAGUCAGCAAACUUCAGCACAGAAGAUGGUGCACUGGUUGAUGGGUCUGACCACCCCUGUGAUCAUCUCACCGGCUCCUACCAGACCUGGUUGUCUAAGGCUGUGGAGGUGGAAGUUGUGGUUGUAGGUGGUGGUGUUGCUGGCCUCACUGCAGUCAAAACUCUACUUGAAAAUGAAGUAAAUGAUGUCAUUGUGCUUGAAGCCCAGGACAGACUUGGGGGCCGAAUACGCACCAUCAGGCAAGAUGGAGUGCUGGUGGAGGAAGGUGCUGAAUGGAUUCAUGGAGGAACACGUAACCCUGUCAACAGGCUGGCUGCUAGCCUCCAGGCUCUGGAUCCCAUCCUUCCUGAUGAUGCCUGGGACUGGCGCUUGGUGACUCAAGAUGGCAGAGCAGGUGACCAUCAGGCCUAUGAAUUGGCAGAGAAGCUCUUGGAGAAGUGUAAAGAAAAUGGUAUACUGACUCCUUAUUACAACACUAGUUAUGGACAGUACUACGUAGAUGGGUUUCACAAACAUUUUAAAUCACGUAGCUCAAGUGACAUGAAAAAAGCUGCACUUCGCUAUUUAGAACAGAUGGUUAAUUACAUGGAAGGUACUGGCAGCUGGUUUGACAUAUCUGCCAGAGAUGCUGACCAGUUUGUUGACUACGGUGAUGACUUCCAGUGGAAAGAUGGUUAUGACACCUUGAUCACUUACCUGAAGGAAAGCAUUCCUGACUCUGCAGUGAAACUGUCAUCACCAGUCUGCAAGAUUUUUUGGGACGAACCAGCUGAAGAGAGAGUGUUGGUUGUUACACUGACAGGUGAUGCAUACCUGGCUUCCCAUGUUAUUGUUACUGCCUCUGUUGCUCACCUUCAGGAACGCCAUACUCAUAUUUUCCACCCAGCUCUUCCACAAAGCUUGGUCAAUGCCUUGAUGAAUGUUCGCCUGGGCGUAGCAAAUAAGGUGCAAGUAGGCUGGGCAGAACCAUGGUGGGGAUCUAAACCACUUGAACUUCACAUUCUGUGGACCACCUUUGACCUUUCAGAAAACAUGUCAUGGUUGUAUGGCGUAACGAUCAUGUUCAGCAUUCAUCAGCACUGGACAGUACUGGAGACAUUUGUCACAGGUGCCAAUUCUACUUACAUGGAAUCUCUGCCAGAGAGCAUUGUUAAGGAGCAUAUCCUCUAUCUCCUAAGAAGAGUCAUUGGAGAUAUCGUCCCUGAACCCACUUUCUUCAGGAGGACAAGGUGGGGCAGUAAUCCAUGGACACGUGGGUCAUACUCCAGUUUUAUUACUCUGGAUGGAGACAAAGCUGGAAUACAUCGUCAUGACCAGCUGGCUAGCCCACUUGUCAACUCCAAAGGCAAAACAGUUGUGUUGUGGGCAGGAGAGCAUACACAUAACACACGCUACAGUACUGUGGAUGGUGCCAUGGAAACUGGCAAACAUGAAGCCCUCAAAAUAAUUUCAAAACUUAAGCCCUCUUCUUCAUCUGUGCUUGUUGAGCAUUGAUUGUAUUGCAGAUCCAAACCCUGACUUCUUGCUUUCAAGUUGGGAGAAAGGCGAUUAUUUUUAAAACAGCUUCCAUGGUUUACAUUAAGUAUUUAUUGUAUUUCCAGUUCCAUUUUGUUAUUAAUUUGGUUUUGCUUAAACAUUAUGAAAAAGAUGAAUUUAACAACCUUGGGAGUCAUUUUCUUUGCAAUGCUAUAUUUUAUCCAUGCUAUAAUUAAACUGAUAAAAUAACUUCUGCACUGUAAAAAAAUGUCUAAAGAGCUAAAUGUCAUGACAUUUUAAUUAAUUUUCAUACAGUACAUGGUUUUUCUUUUGCAAUAAUUAUAGUAUUCCAAAGUUGAACGUAAAGUCCUGGCUGAGGUGCAUACCACAUUCAUAGUUAUACCUUCAGCAUUACUCAAAAGUAAUUUAGUUACAAGUCUGCCUUACCUGUAAAGAAAAUUGGUGUAUCCAAUGUCAAAUGAACUGUUUACUGUACAGAAGUAUUUAAAAAUAUUAAUACUGCUAUAUAUUGUUGGUAAUCAU